Messenger RNA from Blastomyces gilchristii SLH14081, 2028 nucleotides. RefSeq lists its product as uncharacterized. Gene Ontology annotation, biological process: SRP-dependent cotranslational protein targeting to membrane. The record is from RefSeq and is a predicted model, not a curated record. Gene Ontology annotation, molecular function: 7S RNA binding; endoplasmic reticulum signal sequence receptor activity. The transcript is spliced from 2 exons. Bases 1106 to 1522 code for a protein of 138 amino acids. NCBI's taxonomy places the organism in Eukaryota, Fungi, Ascomycota, Eurotiomycetes, Onygenales, Ajellomycetaceae. Gene Ontology annotation, cellular component: signal recognition particle, endoplasmic reticulum targeting.
CUUCAGAAUCCUCAUCUUCACUCUCUUCGUCACUAGCCGCCUCCAUCGUCUUCUGGGUCUUUCUAGCUACUGCCUGCGCCUUCAGUCUCUUCCGUUGCAACCACUCAUCCCCUUCCCUCUUCCUCUUCCGCGACUCAUCGUCCGAAUCACCCCCAUCCAAAUCACCAAGCAAAUCUGCUAAUCCCUCAUCAUAAAACGAUUGUGGCAGCUUCCCUUUCUUCCCCUUAAUACCCAACUUUUUCUCUAGCGCAGAUAUCUCCAUAUCGUCCGCCGCCAGUUUCUCCUCCACAGCUCUCGAUAUUCUAGGUCGCACUGUAGAACUCUCGUUUCCGCUCUUAGAACCUUCUUCCAGGUCCUCCUCCUCCUCCUCCUCUGAUUCAACCUCAAACUCAUCAUCGGCUUCUCUCCGCGUCUUCAAAAUCGACUUUGGCGCCGUUCCCGCAUUCAGCUUCGCAUUCAGUUUCGUUUUCCCGCUCGCCUGUCUACCAAUAGACGGAGCACUUCUUCGCAUAUUUCCAUCGCCAUCCCGCGCGCCUCCUUGAGACAAUUUCCCUCGCUGCCCAUGCUGCGCCCUUUUGUUGUUCGCCCGCUCCACUUUCCGCUGCUCUUUGCGGGAGAGGCGCGCAUUGUGUCGGCGAUCCCCUCUACGCGCAUUCGUGGGGUCUGGAAGGCCUAGCUCCUCUCGGAGCUGUUUUGGGAGCUGCGUCGUGUUAUAUAGAGGGCGUGACAUAGUCGUGGAGCGAUAAGACUGACUGGCUAAACAGCUCCUACGCUUGGGCUAAAGCUAAUAAAUUUUCUAGUUCUGGAUGGGGAAUUUUUUUUUCUGCCCCUCGAGAUGGAAGGCGGUGUGCGGAGGUUCUGCUACAACCCCACGAAAGUCCGAUUUGGGGAAUACAUCAGCACCUCAUGGUGGUUUUGUACAGACGGCGGAACUCACGACCCCCGAUGUGGACAUUACUUGCGUAUCUGAUAUUAUAAACUAUACAUAUAUCCCUCAAGUAGAAGAACAUAUAAUCUCGCAAGAAAUCCGAUAAAAUCUCACAAGAUUAGCUCUCACAAGAUCAGCUCCCCUCACACUCCGCCCACAUAUAUAUUGCAGCCCAAGAUGUCCAGCCCGCACGUCUCUAAUGAUGAGUUCUUCACGGCCCUAAAAGCCCUCCUCACAACACAGUCCACAAAAGCGCGCGGCUCCAUAUUCCUCACGCAAAAGCGGUUACCUCCCUUCGGCACAACUCCAAUCACCACCACCACCACCACCUCCUCCUCCUCCUCACAGUCAGAAGCGACCCCAUCAAUAUCAGCGUCGCCCGCACUAGCACCCGUGCCUGUCCUUGUCCGCGCCACAAACGGCCGGCACAAAGAGGCCAAGUCAAAGGUGUCAACCGUCGUACAACCGGAUGACAUUGAAGGGUUUUUUGUGCGAUAUGCGGAGGUCUGUAAGAUGGGGAUGGUGGGGAUGAAGAGGAGGGAUCGAAGUGGGAGAAAGAAGGGGAAGGGGAAGGGGGGAAAGGGGAAGGCGUAGAACCGGGAUUGCGCCUUACGGUAUGGGAGGGGGUUAGUCACAUGUGGCAGAGGGUUCUUGAGAUUAUGCCAGCUUACAUUUGGUUGUCUGGCGUUAUGGGGGUUUAUUUUCUUGAGGGGUUAUGAUUUGCUUAGUUUGUAUUGGAAUUGUGAUGUUUCAUUUUAUUGAGAUAAACGGGGAUCCAAGGGCGGGAGCUCUGAAUAUAGAACUUUUAGUGUGGAGUUGAGAUUCUGACGUAGACUGAAAAUGUAUUCGACCCAUUUUCAGCAAUAUGAAAUAUACCCACAUAGCAUGAGAUAGUGGAAUCUUACAGACAAAUAAAUCUUAACUCUUAAGAAACGCCGCAUCCUAAUACAAACAUAGAAAAGUACAUAGAGGCAGAUCAUGAUAAUAAUCCAGUAAUAUCAAAGAAAUUAAAGAAGGACAAAGGAAAUGAACGCUUAUGCAUAUACAGAAUGCAUGUCAUGAGAAAAAGGCCGUAAAUCAAUUCAGCUGGCAGAAAAUCA